AAUGAAACUCAAUUAUUUUGGAACCACAUUCUCAUCAACUAAAACCCAAUAAAAUUACUUAAGAAAAUUGUUUUAUCAUUACUAUAUGGAACACAAAAAACUAAUCAAAGAUAAAUCCUUAUCUUUAGAAAAUUUUAUGGCAAUAUCAUCUUCCUUUAUUGAUGCUCUUGAAAGAACUAAAUUAUAUUCACAAAUUAGAUUACUUAUACUUCCAUCUCAAAAAAAAUUUCCUAAUGGAAUUAUACUUCAUUUUGAUAUAUAAGAUAAAUUACCCUAUUUUCUAUCUGCAUCUAAUGAAAUAGAUACUUAAGGAUAUUAAUUAAAAAUGAAGUUUGGAAAUAAAAAUUUCUUUGGAAUUCAUGAUUAAUUAGCCUUUGAAUAUGAUCAAAAUCUAAGUACUAAUAAAUCAAAUUGGUCUUUGAGUUGGUCAUACAAAGAUUACAAAGAUUCUAAUUAUUCAUUUUCAUAUAGAUAAGCAUAAAUAUAACAAAUUUAAAACAUAGAUGAAAAUCUUAGUGAAUUUAGUUUUGCUUAUAAUAAUGCAACUACUUAAUUAACUAUCUCAAAUUAAUAUAGAUUUAAUAAAAUUGAAGAUGAAGAAUCUUUAUAAGGAAGGUAUCUUUUUAGAAAAUAUGUUAAUAAUUUAGAUUUCUUACCAACUUAAUCCACUAUUAUAACUUAUUCUAAACCAUUUUCAUCAUAAAUAUUCUAAGAUUAAGGUAUUCUAGAAGGACAUAAUAAUAAAUUUAAUUGUAGUUUAGGAAUACCUAGAUUAACAAUGAAUCCAUUUAUCAAAGUAUGGAUGUCUCAUUAAUUAUGGAUUCCAUUAUAUGAACAUAGAAAUAGAAUUAAAAAAAUUAAAAAAUUGGUUGCCAAUUCAUCAAUCUAAUUAUCUUUUAAUUAUGGUCUUGCCUUUAGUCAAUCUCAUUUAGAUUUAAAUGAUACAUUUCAAAACUUAUAAUUUAGAGGUUUUAAUUAAAUGAUUGAGAUGAGUAAAUUGUAAAAUAGAAAAUAUGAUACAUUUGCUAAAUUUGAUUUUAAAUACAAUAUUCAUAAUCUUUAAGGAAUGAAAGAAAAGAAUCUAUCUUAUUAAUUAUUUUGGUAUGGUUCAUUAUUAACCUUUGGUCAUCCAAAAUCAUUAUUAUAAAAUUUUAGAUCAUCUCUUGGUAUUGGAGUAUCAAUGCCAAUUGGAGGAAUGUAACUUGAAGCAUUAGUGCCACUAUAUACGCAAAAAAAAUAAUUUGAUAAAGAUCCUAUAUUUUAAAUUAGAAUAGCUACAGAUGAUUGA
This is a messenger RNA of Paramecium pentaurelia, 1288 nucleotides long. NCBI's taxonomy places the organism in Eukaryota, Ciliophora, Oligohymenophorea, Peniculida, Parameciidae. The record is from the annotation of a GenBank genome assembly.